This is a messenger RNA of Hyaloperonospora brassicae, 312 nucleotides long. The record is from the annotation of a GenBank genome assembly. NCBI's taxonomy places the organism in Eukaryota, Oomycota, Peronosporomycetes, Peronosporales, Peronosporaceae.
AUGCGCUUCUGGUGGCCGGACUGGCACUCCGAGCGCUCGCCGUCCAGCGACAGCGAGUGCUCGACGGACGACCACUCCAUUCUCGCCAGCGACGGGUCGUUAUACGACGCGUCAUCUGACGCUGAGACUGGGGUGGAUUUCGACCUAUCGCCGUCCUCUAUCCUCGAUGACACGCAACUCGUCAUCGGGGAUAGGACGGCUGCAAAUCACAUGCGCCUGUUCCCGAAACGUUCUGCCGUCCCUAUCCCACUUGAAGUGGGACCAUACGGGAUGGAACGAGCCGACAUGGGACAGGCGCAUCAAAAAAUUUAG